Molecule: messenger RNA, 993 nt
Organism: Rhagoletis pomonella (apple maggot)
Lineage: Eukaryota; Metazoa; Arthropoda; Insecta; Diptera; Tephritidae
Product: heparan sulfate 2-O-sulfotransferase pipe-like
Exons: 3
Coding region: 1-993 (330 amino acids)
Cellular component (GO): membrane
Molecular function (GO): sulfotransferase activity
Source: RefSeq, a predicted model, not a curated record
AUGUACUCGUAUUACUUAAGCUUUUCCAAAACCAAAUUUCGCAUACUCGAUUCACAGAUUUUCAAUUUGCAAGCUUCAGCCUUAAAUAACACAGUAAAGGCAGAAAUAGACAUUCUAGUGUUCAAUCGUGUGCCAAAAACCGGCAGCGUUCAAAUGAUUCACCUGCUACGCCAGCUGGGAAAAGUACAUAGUUUCGAAGUUGAGGUCGAUCCACAGAAUGGUGGCAUACGUGCUAUACUAAGCGAGAAUGAAGAAAAGGAUUUAAUUGAAAAUAUUGCCGAAUCAGAAGAUGGUACUGUCUUUGUUAGCCAUGUAAAUUAUUUAAAUUUUACCAAGUAUGAGAAGCCACGUCCCAUUUAUGUGAAUAUGGUGCGAGAUCCGGUGGAACGGGUUAUUAGUUGGUACUAUUACAUACGAUCACCGUGGAUAUUUGUGCCGAAACGUCGAAAAAGCCAACGGGAAAUGCCGAAUCCCCAAUGGGUUAAUACCGAGUUCGAUCAGUGUGUGUUGCGUGGCGAUAAAGUUUGCACGUACAUCGAAGGCUCCACCUUAGAGCGAGUGGGCGAUCAUCGUCGGCAAACAUUAUUCUUCUGCGGUCAUAAUGCACGUAAAUGCCUGCCAUUUAAUACAAAAUUGCCAAUGCAAAUUGCUAUGCGUACGGUAGAAGAGGAAUAUGCUGUGGUGGGUACAUGGGAAGACACCAAUGUGACGCUGAGUGUGCUGGAGAAUUAUAUACCAUCUUAUUUUCGUGGCGCUAAAAAUAUGUAUUUUAUGGGCAUGCAGAAUAAUAUAGAAAACCACAAUCCUAUGAAGCCUGAAAUCGGCGAAGAUAUCAAGGAAAUGGUGCGCAAAAAUUUUACACAAGAAAUUGAAUUCUAUCAGUUUUGUCGGCAACGUCUACAUAAACAAUAUUUUGCAAUUAAAUUGAAAGAACUUAUGGCUGUUGAUAAAGAUUUACAGAAAAUUCGCCGAACGCAGUUACAAAAAAAAUAA